AUGACAUUGACUGCAGUCGAUACACCGGGUCUGUUUGAUCGUCGUUCGUACACACAUGAUAUGCAGUUGGUUGACAACGAAAUCGAUAAUAUUAAGAACAUGUGUAUUCGCCAAGGUGUUACUGAAUUUCAUCUUAUAUGUUUUUGUGCAUCAUUGGAGGCUGGUAUCAAUAACCAAGAUUUACAAGCAAUUGAAAAGUUUCUCGACUAUUUUGGUUUAGAACUUGCUCAACAUUUAUGCAUGGUUAUUACUCGAUGUGAAUCAAAGAAUGAACAACAACGUGAGCUUAUACGUGCUGAAAUUGAACGUGAUACAUACUUUCAGUCAAUUACACGUCGUUUGAACAAAGGAAUUUAUUUUUCUGGAGCACUGAAAUGUGAUGAUUGGAAUCGAGCAAAUGAUGCAAUCUUACUUCAAUUCUAUAACAUUUGUGAGUAUAGAAACAAACUGAUCGAACUACUUGAAAACUCACGAACCACUUUUAAAAUGAAACCAUUGAUAAGUGAACAUAAAUCCUCAACAUCCCAUUCACGACCAUUAGUUCCAACAGCUGAUGACCAACAAUUAACACCGCAACAUUCACAUUGUCCAUAUAUUCUCAUGAAUUGUAGUCAUCGUCAACACCAAUAUAAAUCCAAUGAUAUCAUGUAUCAAAAAGAUUCUCUACUCAAAUAUGAAUCUCCGCGUUUAAUUGUUAGUCAUGAUAUUUCAGAAACAGAUGUUAAAAAAAUUUGUCGAGCGACUAUUUCUCCUUGUUUUCAACCAACAUCACUCUAUGAUACUAAUUUAAAACUUUUUGAUCCAUAUUCAGAUUUAUGUCGACCUGCAGAUAUACUUGAUUUUCUUUUUCCACCUAUUGAACAUAUUGAUAAAAAUAAUCAUAAAUAUAUCAUAUGUGUAUCACGUCAUCCAGCAACAAAAAUUGAUGUUUAUAAUUUAGAAAAAAAUCUUGAUCAUCGUUUAAAACUUUCUCAAGCUCUUGAAGUUGGUUUAUGUAAUCAUCGUCGUAAAAUCUAUAAUGAAUGUUUUGAUGAACUUGUACGACAAAUAACAAUUGAAUGUAGUGAACGUGGUAUUUUAUUAUCUCGUAUUCGUAAUACAUAUCGUCAAAUGAUGAAUGAUUAUUUAAAUAAUUAUUUAAGUGCAAAUGCAUAUGCUAUGAGAACACUUCUACUUAAUGAAGAAAUAAAAAUAAAAUUAAAUAAUCAAAUUGAUCAUUUAGAAUAUGAUAUUGAACAAAUAAAAAAACAAUUAAUUAAUGCUGAAGAUCAUUUUGAAAAUAUUUUAAAAUUAUAUUCAAGAUUUAAAUCAUCAAAUGAACAUCGAUAUCAAUCAAUUAAUAUUAUCAUACCAUUUGAAUUACAACAAUUAAGAACAACAAAUAAAUUAUUAAAACAAGAAUUAGAAAAUAUUUUAUUGAAAAAAUUAAAUAUGAAUCCAUCGGAAAAAAUAAAUAAGAAAAAUGAAGAUGAUUUAGAAAAUAUUAAAUAUGAAUAA
Messenger RNA from Rotaria sp. Silwood2, 1497 nucleotides. The record is from the annotation of a GenBank genome assembly. Lineage: Eukaryota; Metazoa; Rotifera; Eurotatoria; Philodinida; Philodinidae.